AUGUUGAAGCUCGGCGGUGGCGGGCAGGACUGGGCAUGCUCAGUAGCGGGGACAGGUCUGGGAGGCGAGGAAGCCUCGUUUGAAGUCGCGCGACUGGGGCAGCGGGGGAAGGCGGGCUCUGGGGGCCCCGGCUGGGGGUGCGCGGGGAUCCCCGAUUCCGCGCCGGGGGCGGGCGCCGGGGGGCCUGCGCGGGAGGGGCAGGGCGUGGAGGAGGUGGGAACGCCGGCGGGAGGAGGGGAGGAGCGCCCGACUCGCCAUCCCCCGGCGCAGGCUCUGCGGCUGCUGAAUCGGAAGCCGCAAGGAGGAUCCGGGGAAAUAAAGACGCCCGAGAAUGACCUCCAGCGAGGCCGCCUGAGCCGGGGCCCGCGCGCCACCCAACCAGCCUCUGGCAUGGGCGACCACGGCGGGCAGCCUGAGCGCUCGGCCCCGCACGCCCCGGGGACUCCCGCCAGCGUCGGCGCUGCAGCCGUGAACGGGCUGCUGCACAACGGGUUCCACCCGUCGCGCCUCUGCAGCCGGGGCCCCCCGGGCGAUAGCGACGCGGCACCCCCGCGCCUGCCGCUCCAGCCAGAGCUCCAGCCACAGCCGCCGCCCCCUCAGCACGACUCCCCCGCCAAGAAAUGCCGGCUGAGGAGGAGGAUGGACUCCGGGAGGAAGAACAGGCCGCCGUUCCCGUGGUUCGGCAUGGACAUCGGUGGGACGCUGGUUAAAUUGGUCUACUUUGAGCCGAAGGAUAUUACAGCUGAAGAAGAGCAGGAAGAGGUGGAGAACCUGAAGAGCAUCAGGAAGUAUUUGACUUCUAACACGGCUUAUGGGAAAACCGGGAUCCGAGAUGUCCACCUGGAACUGAAAAACUUGACCAUGUGCGGGCGGAAGGGGAACCUGCACUUCAUCCGCUUCCCCAGCUGCGCAAUGCACAAGUUCAUCCAAAUGGGCAGCGAGAAGAACUUCUCCAGCCUGCACACCACGCUCUGUGCCACGGGAGGUGGGGCUUUCAAGUUCGAGGAGGAUUUCCGAACGAUUGCUGACCUGCAGCUGCACAAACUGGACGAACUGGACUGUCUGAUUCAGGGCCUGCUUUACGUCGACUCCAUUGGCUUCAAUGGCAAGCCGGAAUGUUACUACUUUGAAAAUCCCACAAAUCCCGAGUUGUGUCAGAAAAAGCCGUACUGCCUGGAUAACCCGUACCCUAUGUUGCUGGUGAACAUGGGCUCAGGUGUCAGCAUCCUAGCAGUGUACUCCAAGGACAACUAUAAAAGAGUUACAGGGACCAGUCUUGGAGGUGGAACAUUCCUAGGCCUUUGUUGCUUGCUGACUGGUUGUGAGACCUUUGAAGAAGCUCUGGAAAUGGCAGCUAAAGGCGACAGCACCAAUGUUGAUAAGCUGGUGAAGGACAUUUACGGAGGAGACUAUGAACGAUUUGGCCUUCAAGGAUCUGCGGUAGCAUCAAGCUUUGGCAACAUGAUGAGUAAGGAAAAGCGAGAUUCCAUCAGCAAGGAAGACCUCGCCCGAGCCACCCUCGUCACCAUCACCAACAACAUUGGCUCCAUUGCUCGGAUGUGUGCGCUGAAUGAGAAUAUUGAUAGGGUUGUGUUCGUUGGGAAUUUUCUCAGAAUCAAUAUGGUCUCCAUGAAGCUGCUAGCAUACGCCAUGGAUUUUUGGUCCAAAGGACAGCUAAAAGCUCUGUUUUUGGAACAUGAGGGUUACUUUGGAGCUGUCGGGGCACUGUUGGAACUGUUCAAAAUGCCUGAUGACCAGUAG
Messenger RNA from Rangifer tarandus platyrhynchus (Svalbard reindeer), 1761 nucleotides. NCBI's taxonomy places the organism in Eukaryota, Metazoa, Chordata, Mammalia, Artiodactyla, Cervidae. The record is from the annotation of a GenBank genome assembly.